AUGUCGAAACCUACCGUUCUCCUUAUCGGUGGAUUGGCACAUGUAAAUAAAGAGUGGGAAGGCUUGGGUUCCAAAUACAAUCUGAAGGAAUUCAGAAAGGGUACACGCGAGCAGUUCCUCUCAAACUGCAAGACCGGCCAAUACGACGACGUAGUGGCUCUCUAUCGCUCCAACCUAUCCACGUCAGAAACAGGCCUCUUCGAUCAAGAGCUGGUCUCAGUCCUACCUCAGUCUCUGCGGUACAUCUGCCACAACGGUGCGGGAUACGACAAUAUAGAUGUGGACGCUUGCACCCGAAGGGGAAUCAAGAUCUCCAGUACCCCGAUAGCGGUGGACGACGCCACUGCUGAUGUCGGCAUCUUUCUCAUGCUGGGCGCUCUGCGGCUAGCAUGGGUACCUUUAGUGGCGAUCCGAGAAGGCAGAUGGCGCGGGAAGAGCCAACUCGGACACGACCCAAAGGGCAAAGUGCUGGGUAUCUUGGGAAUGGGUGGGAUUGGCAGAGCAAUGGCUCACCGAGCGCGAGCAUUUGGGAUGAAGAUCGCUUAUCACAACCGAACGCGGCUACCGACAGAGCUCGAGGACGAUGCGACGUACCUCAGUUUCGACGAGUUACUCGCCCAGUCCGACGUGCUCAGCUUGAACCUGUCCCUAAAUGCCAAAACACGACACAUAAUAUCCGCACCCGAAUUCGCCAAAAUGAAGGACGGCGUGGUGAUUGUCAACACGGCGCGAGGCGCACUUAUAAACGAAAAGGACCUGGUGGCCGCGCUGGAAAGCGGCAAAGUGUCCUCGGCCGGACUGGACGUGUUUGAAGAAGAGCCCAAAGUGGAAGAAGGCCUGUUGAAGAACCAGAACGUCUUUAUCGUACCGCAUAUCGGCACGAGUACCUACGAGACACAGCGCGAGAUGGAAUUGUUGGUGUUGGAGAACCUCCAGAACGCGGUGGACAAGGGCUCUCUGUUGACGCCGAUUGCAGAGCAAAAGGGACAAUUGAACGGGCAUUUAUAG
Messenger RNA from Fonsecaea nubica, 1008 nucleotides. RefSeq lists its product as hypothetical. Gene Ontology annotation, cellular component: cytosol. The coding region runs from base 1 to 1008 and encodes 335 amino acids. Lineage: Eukaryota; Fungi; Ascomycota; Eurotiomycetes; Chaetothyriales; Herpotrichiellaceae. The transcript is spliced from 2 exons. The record is from RefSeq and is a predicted model, not a curated record. Gene Ontology annotation, molecular function: glyoxylate reductase (NADPH) activity; NAD binding; hydroxypyruvate reductase [NAD(P)H] activity.